GGGCAGCGCACGGGGGUUGGCACUGCUUCGCGCACCUCACCUAGUGGCAGCCGUUCUCGGUCCAGAAGCUCUCACUGACCGCUCUCGCUGCGACUCCUGUGUUCCCUCAUCCUGAACUCGACAGACGUCCUGAAGACCGUGCUCACCAUGCCUAGCCUUUGGGACCGCUUCUCGUCGUCGUCCUCCUCCCUGUCUCGGACUCCCACCGCCGAUCGGCCGCCGCGCUCGGCCAGGGCCUCGGCGACCCGAGAGGAAGGGCUCGGACGCUGCGCGAGCCUGGAGAGCUCGGAUUGCGAGUCCCUUCACAGCAGCAACAGUGGCUUCGGGCCGGAGGAAGACUCCGCAUACCUGGACGAAGUGUCCCUGCCCGACUUCGAGCUGCUCAGCGACCCGGAGGACGAGCACCUGUGUGCCAACCUGAUGCAGUUGCUGCAGGAGAGCCUGGCCCAGGCGCGUCUGGGCUCGCGGCGGCCGGUGCGCCUCCUGAUGCCCAGCCAGCUGGCGAGCCAGGUGGGCAAGGAACUCCUGCGCCUGGCCUACAGCGAGCCGUGCGGCCUGCGGGGGGCGCUCCUGGACGUCUGCGUAGAGCAGGGCAAGAGCUGCCACAGCUUGAGCCAGCUGUCCCUCGACCCCAGCCUGGUGCCCACCUUCCAGCUGACCCUUGUGCUGCGAUUGGACUCACGCCUGUGGCCCAAGAUCCAGGGGCUGUUCAGCUCCGCCAACUCCUCCUUGGUCCCUGGCCUCAGCCAGUCCCUGACUCUGGGCACGGGCUUCCGAGUCAUCAAGAAGAAGCUGUACAGCUCGGAGCAGCUGCUCAUUGAGGAGUGCUGAACGCCGGGCCGGGCGGAGACCUGGACCCUUCGCGGGUGGACUCUGGGCAGGCAGCAGCUUAGGGCCGCUGCACUUGACCUUCGAAGACUGUGAGGGACGGCCACUGGAGGGGCGGGAGACAGACAGUGUUUUCCUAGGAGCCCUUCUGAGGCGGCUGCAGGUGCUCACCCCUUUAGUACUGUAGCGUGAAAAAAAGGUGGAGAGGCCGGUCGGCCAGUCUGGUCGAAGUGUAGCAUGUCCCUUAUUUGUAUCAUAACUGACAGUUAAGACAGCCGUGGUGUCCUGGGGCCCAGAGAUCAGCCGGGCUGCCCGGCCUCGGGCCAGUAGGUGUAUGCUCACAGUAGCCGGCCCUGUGGGGGGUGGGGGGCCAUCGAGGGGAGUUUUUGUGUCUCCUGGUCUGGAGGGACCAAGUGAGUGUGUUCUUUGGUUUUCCUGUCUCGUCCCGCCCCGCCCCCGUGUCCACGGGAACUUCACUACUGACCUGUUGUAGGCAGCUAUCUUACAGCACAUGAAUGUAAGACUAGGAAGGGGGGUGGGUGUUGGGAUCACUCUGGAUCUUUGACACUUGAAAAAUACACCUGAGGCUGCAUUUAGCCCAUCCCCCACGGAGGGGUGAAAAGUGGAGCUUAAAGGGGGUGGGGCUGAGUGGGGGGUGGGGCUGGACCUCACCCUCCAAGAGUGCCUCCUAUUCUUCCAGCUAGGACUAUUUACGUGAAGAUACUUAUUGUUCGUGAAUACACUUGAUGUUCAAGUAUUAAGACCUAUGCAAUAUUUUUUACUUUUCUAAUAAAAAAAAGUUUGUUUUUUAAAAAGAA
Molecule: messenger RNA, 1646 nt
Organism: Echinops telfairi (small Madagascar hedgehog)
Lineage: Eukaryota; Metazoa; Chordata; Mammalia; Afrosoricida; Tenrecidae
Gene: DDIT4
Product: DNA damage inducible transcript 4
Exons: 3
Coding region: 148-831 (227 amino acids)
Biological process (GO): response to hypoxia; negative regulation of TOR signaling; apoptotic process
Cellular component (GO): cytoplasm
Molecular function (GO): 14-3-3 protein binding
Source: RefSeq, a predicted model, not a curated record